This is a messenger RNA of Paramecium octaurelia, 6555 nucleotides long. Lineage: Eukaryota; Ciliophora; Oligohymenophorea; Peniculida; Parameciidae. The record is from the annotation of a GenBank genome assembly.
AUGCUUUUUACUAUAUUUAUCAUCUUAAAGUUAUCCUUAUGUGAUUGGAGAUUGAUUUAUAGCAACUUUUACUCUGAAAGCAUCAAUACAGCAAAUGAUUGGGAUUUUAAAUAAAAUUGCUCAGUUAAUUAAAUACAAGGAUCAUCAAUAAAAUAAUGCGGCACUAACCCUUUAGAUUUUUUGAGGUUAAAGGAUGAUAGAACAAAAUUAGAAAAACAAUUUUACUAUCCUCAUUACUAAGUUAGACUAUUAACAGAUGUUAUUUAUUUUAGAUCUCUUCCAGGAGUGGAUUCCUAAUUUAAUAUAUUUUUAGUAGACAGUUUUAGUUCAACUUCCAUAUUUUAGAGACAAUACUAAUAGAAUGAUUUAUAAAAAUAUGAUAAUGUUUGUUAGUACAAUUGUGGAGGAGGUGGUGGUGGUGGUGGAUGUAGUAAUGUGGAUGAUAAAAGAGUGGAAAUUAAAACAGUAGCUUUAGACUCGAUAAUUCAUCAUACACCUACCUUCAACAUAUCAUAUUGUUAUAUGUAUUAGGAUUCUGAUAUGAGAAUUGGGUUAAGAAAUAUAUUGCUAUAUGUGAAACCAUGUCAUUUUUCAUGUUUGUCCUGUUCUGGAAGCACAAGUUCGGAUUGCUUAACUUGUUAUUAAGGAACGCUUUAAGGGGGAUUAUGUCUUUGUAAUGAAGCCAACUCAUAUGUAUCGCUACUAACGGGAUGUACACAAGAAUGCAAUCGAGAUUAUUAUUUAGCAGAUACUUUGAAAUACUGUUAAUUUGAUCCAAGUAUAUAAUUAAUUAAUUAAUAACUUAGGAAUAAAAUCAAAAGUAAGUUAUUUUACAUCGAAUUCACUAUCAAAUGGAAACCUAUUACCUUACGACCCAUGGACGUUUAUACCUGAUCCAUUUUACUUGAGAAAUUAAUAAAUGUUAUUAUCCUGUGGUGGAACAGAUCUCAUAGGAAAAUUUUACAAUUAUGAAGGAAUUUAACUAGAGUUAGCUUAAAAUAAAGCAUUGAAGUUUAUUCGAAUAAGAGUAUCUUUUUAUUUUAACGGUUGGCAACCAGAUUCCUAAUUAAUUAUUACAGCGGAUUCUUUUUCAAGAGCUACUAUUCUAAAAACAACUACCAAUUAUACUUACACCUAAUCAAGUUUGUCAUAUUUUAGCACCCUGAGUUGUUCUGGUCUCAAUUAUGAUUUAGUGAGAAUAGAGACAGUCCUUAAAACCUAUACUUAUAAUCCAGUAAUAAAAUUUCAAGCAAUAACAGGGUUAACGUCUGAAACCUGGGCUUUCAGAAAUGUUACUAUUGAUUAUGGAUUGUGUUAAAGUAAUUGCACAAGUUGUGAAACUUAUUCACGAUGCCAGAUAUGUGAUUCUGGUUAUUAAUUAUACAGAGGUACAUGUGUAAGCAGUUGUCCAAUAUACUCAAUUUUGUUAACUAAUGGAACUUGCUAAGAUUAUGAAGAUCUAAUUGAAAGUAAAGAUAAUUCAUAUUUCAAGAUAGUCGAUAUUUAAUUAAAGCAUUUUAUGAUAUGAAUACAACACUGGAGAAUCUGGGAGAUAUUGUGGAUAAUUUUACAGAUUUGAGCAAUGUUAUUCAAACUUCAUUCACUGGUUAAAUAUAUUCAUUUGUUCCAUAAAAAUCAGUAUUAGGAGGUGUGCUAGUUUGGAAAUCAGGAAAGUUUAAGAAAUCGUUUUAUUCGCUUCGUCCUCACUAUUAAGUAAGUUAUAGGCUGAAUUUCACUUAUGGGGAUGAGAAUACAGGAUGGUUUAAAUACAAAUUUCAUUCGUUCUAAUCAGCUUCAAUAACAAACCCGAAUACUGGAACAUAUAAUUCAGUUGGAGGUAAUAAGAAGGAGACAACAAAGUAUUACGAAAUCAUUUAACAAUCUCAUACAAGCAGUUAGUUAGACAUAGAAUUAUCAGCAGAUACAAAUCAAGGUAAUUUACAAGAUGCCUUCAUGUACGUUUCAGAAUACUUCGUGGUUGUUCACUAUGUAUCAAAUCAAAAUAUUAUUAGUGUGCUCCCUUUUGUAGUGGUCUUUGUCAUGGACCAUAAAUAGGAGAUUGCGAUUCUGUAUACACUGGACAUAAUACUACAAAUUAUUGUGCUUCAAAUGAAUAUUUGAAUUUUGACACUAGCACUUAAGUCUAUUCUUGUUUAACUUGCUCUUUGUUAGGAUGUAUCGAAUGCUAAAGUUCAACAGUAUGUACUAGAUGUGAAUUCACUAGUACAAACCAAUUUAAUUUGGACUAGGGCUAAUGCCAAUGCUAUCCUUCAGCUUUUUUGUCAGGUACAUAAUGCAUUUGUAAAAAUAAUUAUUUAUUAAUAAGAAUGUGAUAAUUAUUGUGAAAGUUGCUUUGGAUCUAAUAGUAAUGAGUGUUAAAGUUGUGUCACUGAUUUUCAUAGAUCAAUAUUUGAAUUUGAAUGCAAAUGCAUAGAUGGAUAUUAUGAUGAUGGAUAUAAUCUAUAAUGUUUGCCAAUAUGUGGUGAUUAAUAAAUAGUAGAUGGUGAAGAUUGUGAUGAUGGUAAUAGUAAUCCUUUUGAUGGUUGUGAUUAAUGCCAAUUUUCAUGUUAAGAAGAAUGCUCCUAUUGUUAAAGAGGUAAAUGUUACGAGUGUAAAGAUAACUACAUUUUGAUACAACCUAUUUAUUACUGUAUAAAUAAUUGUGGAGAUUAAAUUGUCGUGGGAAUUGAAGCAUGUGAUGAUGGAAAUAUAUAUCCAAAUGACGGUUGUUAUGAUUGUUAAUUUCAGUGUUAUGAGCAUUGCACAAAUUGUUAUUUUGGAAUCUGUUUGGAAUGUGAUUAAGAGAAUGGAUGGUAUUUGACUGGAAGUAAUUGCGAAUCAGUUUGUGGAGACAAUAUAAUUGUUUACGGGCAAGAAGAAUGCGAUGAUGGUAAUUUCAAUCCCUUCGAUUUAUGUGAUUCCUGUGUUUUAAGUUGUGCAGAGUAUUGUGAUCUCUGCACUGAUGGUAAAUGUUAGAAAUGUAAGAGUGGAUUUUAAUAUAUUGCAUCAACUUAAUAAUGUAUACCUAUUUGUGGAGAUUUCAAAGUUGUUGGAUAUGAAAAUUGUGAUGAUAACAACUUUGUCAUAUUUGAUGGGUGUUAUCAAUGCUAAUUUAAAUGUUAGGAUUCCUGUACAAAUUGUUUGAAUGGAUAAUGUUAUGAGUGCAAUACCAAAGGGUGGAUAUUAAACUUAUCAACUUUAACUUGCGAGUCAGUUCUUGAUGAUAAUAUUAAUAUUAUUUCUGAUGAAUAAUGCGAUGAUGGUAAUAUUGUACCCAUGGAUGGAUGUUUUUAAUAGUAAUAUGAAUGCUAAGAUUCAUGUAUUUAAUGCUAUUUAGGAUACUGUUUAGCAUGUUAAUCAAAUUGGCAAUUAGAUAUGUUAUCUCACUCUUGCUAUCCUAUUUGUGGAGAUGGAAUGACAGUAGGCAAUGAAGUUUGUGAGGAUUCUAAUUCUUCAAUUUAUGAUGGAUGUUAUUAAUGUUAAAUUUAAUGUGAUUAAAAUUGUUAGAUUUGUGAUUUCUCUGUUUGCUAAGUUUGUUAAUUAGGCUUUACUUUAAUUAAUAAUCGCUGCGUAGAAGUGUGUGGUGAUGGAAUUGUAGUAGAAUAAGAGGAAUGUGAUGAUCAAAUUAAUGAUUUGGAUUAAUUAUGUAAUCAAUGUAAAUAUACAUGUAAUGUUGGUUGCAAAGUCUGUGGGUAGGGUACUUGUGAGCUAUGUGAAGAUGGAUAUUUACUAUAAGACUUUUAAUGUUAAUCAAUAUGUGGAGACAGGAUAAUCAGUGGAUCUGAAUAGUGUGAUGAUGGCAAUUCAGAUCCUCUUGAUGGUUGUGAUUAAUGUUAAUUGCAAUGUCAAUAAGAGUGUUUAGAUUGUUAAUUUGGCAGAUACUAUGAUUGCAAAGUAGAAUAUUUAGUUGAUAAUUAUUAAUGCGUUGAUCUGUGUGGAAAUGAAUAAAUUUCUAAGAAUGAAUAAUGUGACGAUGGAAACUUAGAACCAUUUGAUGGAUGCUAUAGUUGUUUAUUUUCAUGUGACUAAAAUUGUUAAGUUUGUUAAUCAGGAUACUGUCUACAAUGUAAAAAUGUUCAAUGGCAAAUCAAUCCUAUUGAUUUUACAUGUUAACCAUUUUGCGGAGAUAAAUAUGUUGUUGGUUCAGAAUAAUGUGAUGAUGGCAAUGAUGUUAGAUAUGAUGGGUGUUAUGAAUGUUAUUUUGAAUGUUAAAAUUCUUGUAUUAGCUGUGUUGAAGGGGAAUGUUAGGAAUGUGAUGUUGGAUGGGAUUUAAUAAAUAAAUUAUGCACUCCGAUUUGUGGAGAUCUUCUGAUUGUUGGAAAUGAGUAAUGUGAAGAUGGCAAUGAUAUACAAUAUGAUGGGUGUUAUGACUGUUAAUUUCAAUGUUAAGAUGAAUGCACAUUGUGUAACAAAGGAGUUUGCUAAGCUUGUGAUACAUUAGGAUGGACUUUGAUUCAUAACUAAUGUUUUCCGCUUUGUGGAGAUGGAAUAGUUAUAUCGCCUUUUGAGUAAUGUGAUGAUGGAAAUUAGUAAUAAUUCGAUGGUUGCUAUGAUUGCAAUUUUUAAUGUUAGGAAAUUUGUGGUGAGUGUAUAGAUGGAAAAUGUUAUAAAUGCAAUGAAUUAGGAUGGUUAGUAGAGAAAUUCAUUUGUGUUCCUUAUUGUGGAGAUGGAUUGAUAGUUGGAAAUGAAUAAUGUGACGAUGGAGCAUUGGUUUCAAAUUCUUGUAUUAAUUGUAAAUUGUAUUGCGAUUCAUAUUGUAUUGAUUGUAAUAAUGGCAUAUGUAAUUCGUGUGAUGUUGGGAGAUAUCUGGAUAAUAAUUUAUGUUUACCUUUAUGUGGGGAUGGUUUGUAUGUGCAUGAAGGCUGUGAUGAUGGAAACCUUGAAAACGGUGAUGGAUGUUCUGAUACUUGCAUGGUUGAAAAAGAUUGGGUUUGCAUCAAUACAAUGUUUAUGAUUAGUAACUGUUUUUAUUCGGUUUCACCUUAAAUGAAACUAGAAUUAUUAACUCAAUCUCCAGACAAUGUUGAAAAAGUCUUAAUUACCUUCAAUUAGCCCAUGGUCCUUAAAUAUAAUGAGAGUUUUGACGCAAAUCAUUAUUUUUAGGGGAAUAUCUCAAACUUAGUAUUUGAAUAAUACUUAAUUGAAUUUAAUUUCACAGUUUAACCAGAAUAUUAAACUGCAUAAACUAUUUCAGUAUAAGCUACUGUCACAUUUUAUGAGAACAUUGAAGAUCCUAUUUUAAUUGUUAUUCUCAACGAAACAGCCAUUGUUUCAGAAUAUUAAACCGUUGUAAAUGAAAAUGAAAAAGAACUUAAGUUAAAAACUCCUAUUGUUAUUUCUUAGGGUUUGUUAGAAUCAUCUUAAAGUGCUAAAUCUUUUACAAAUACUAUAAUAUAUUUUAUGGUUGCUUUGUCAGCUCUGUGUAUAUUGACUGGCUCUUUUGAAAUGUUUUGGAAUCUGAUGGACUUACUACAAUAUUUAUCAUACAUCAAAUAUGUAAAUAUCCAAUUUCCUACUAAUUUAAACAUCUAUUUUGAAGUUUUUAAAUUGAUAUCUAUAUAGCCAAUAAUGGAUGCCACUGGUAUCAGUGCUAUUUUUGGUUUAUUAGAUGGUAAUGAAGAUUAGGUAGUGUAAACAUCUGAAAAAUUUCUUGCAGACAAUAUAAAUGGCUAUUUUUAUACAAAUUUUUAAAGUUCUAUCUUCUGUUUCAUAGGCCUAUAUCUUGGCUUCUUUAUCGCAAAAUUUAUGACAUAAUUGUUAUAUAGGAUUGGUCCAUAUCAUAUAUCCUUAACAGGUUACUAUGUAGGAAAAGUCAUCUAUGUUGUGAGAAACUUACUUAAAUAAAGCAAACAGGAGUUUUAUUAUAAUGGAAUACUUCGAAUGGUUAUGUCAAAUUACUAUGACAUAAGCUUUUCCGUUUUUAUUCAACUUGUUAACUUCAAUACAACAUCAGUAAUUUUGAGCAUUAAUUCCUACGCUGCCCUAAUUGUUUUUGGUCUGUAGAUGGCAUUUUUCGCCUAUAUGCUAACUAAACAAAUCUCCUUUUCCAAAGAAAUCACUACAUCAAAAAAGGAGUAAUAUUCAGCCCUUUUCGAUGGAAUUGCUGAAUCAUAAAAUAUUUGGGUAACACAAUACAAUACAAUUCUACUACUGAAAAAAUAAAUUUUUAUUUUUUUAAUUGUUUACAUGGAAUAUAAUGGAACUUUGUAAGCAAUUGUAAUUGCAUUUAGCUAAACAAUAUUUUUAAUUUAUGUAUGCAAAUUAAAACCUUUGAGUAACUUAUAUGAGUAUUAUAAAAUAUUGGUGGCUGAUUCCUUCUUAGCCUUCAACACAUUGCUCUUUUUAGCAUAUGCAUACAGAAUUUAACUUAAUCUGUCUGUUGAUGAUUACUUAUUAAUAGGCUGGUUUCAUAUUGCAAGUUUCAGUUUUAUCCUAGUGUUUUCCCUUUUAUGCGACUUAAAAAAUUAGGCUGCUCAGAUCUAUAAAAAAAUAGUGGCUCUUAUAACAGUUAAAGUACCUGUGUAGAACCAAGGAGCCACUGUGAUAUUUUAUUGA